This is a messenger RNA of Chaetomium fimeti, 2073 nucleotides long. Its product is annotated as 60Kd inner membrane protein-domain-containing protein. The transcript is spliced from 3 exons. Gene Ontology annotation, molecular function: membrane insertase activity. Gene Ontology annotation, biological process: protein insertion into mitochondrial inner membrane from matrix. The coding region runs from base 241 to 1605 and encodes 454 amino acids. The record is from RefSeq and is a predicted model, not a curated record. NCBI's taxonomy places the organism in Eukaryota, Fungi, Ascomycota, Sordariomycetes, Sordariales, Chaetomiaceae. Gene Ontology annotation, cellular component: mitochondrial inner membrane.
UCAUCGAGAGUGGUGAAAUCGUCAAACUCGGCCGGGAGCUUCGAUCGGUCUGCCCCACACAACCCGCCCGAUGAGCCGGCCAAGUGCCAAGGUUUUUGGCGUCUGCCAGUGACCUGACCCACUCAAAACUUUCGGGACGGCGCUCAGCGAGCGCGAAACUGGAAAUUUUGGCCCGGACCGGCAGCUUUGCGACCCACGCAUCUUCCUGUGUGUGCACCAACACGGAAACGGCCAGACAAGAUGCUUCCCAGCAGGAACCUCUUCGUGUCAAGUCCCGCGCUAGGGAAGGGGCUUGUAAGAGCAGCAAUUCCAAGGACUUCAACCCGCCUCGUCUCGAGACAGUUCAGCACGGGACUGCGAAACAAUGGAGUGUCCCUGUAUGGAGCACCGACGGCCAGGAGGAUAGGCAGCCCGCUGGCUUAUACUCUGGCUUCACAACGACUGAUUUCCCCGCUCCGACAAUCCCGCAAUGCCUCGACUCAAUCCCCGAUCCCUCCGACCGCCGCAUCCGAUGUCUCGAAUCUCGCCGACGUUACGGGGACACCAGUGAGCCUGACUGGUAGCGACCUUCUCGAUAUCCCCGAGCAGAUCGGCUUUUUAAAGACACUGGGCCUCGAAUUCGGUUGGGGCCCGACUUCGCUGAUGCAAACGGUCUUGGAAUCCAUCUACGUGUACACUGGUCUCCCGUGGUGGGCAUCGAUUGCCAUGGUGGCUGUCGGCAUCAGAUUGAUUCUCCUCAAGCCCACCCUCGAUGCAUCCGAGAACUCAAUCAAGUAUCAAGAACUGCUGAAAGAUCCGCGGUACGCAUCCGCGAUGGAGGACAUGAAGAGCAUGAUGGUCACCGGCAACCACAUGGCUGGCGCCGAGGCGCGAGCCAAGGUCAGCUUCAUGAACAAGGCAGCGGGCUAUUCGCUUUGGAAGACUAUGGUCCCGAUGCUCCAGCUGCCCUUGGGCGUGGGCAUGUUCCGCCUGAUCAAGGCCAUGUCUGCACUUCCUGUGCCCUCAUUCGAGACCGGCGGGCUGCUUUGGUUUACCGACCUAACCAUGGCCGAUCCGCUCUUUAUUAUGCCCAUCAUCACGGGCCUCCUCGUGAUGGUGGGCAUGAGGAUACCUCUGCCCUACAUGGCUCCGCAGCAACGAAAUACGGUCAAGACAAUGGCCCUUGUUGUGAUGCCGAUUUCUACGGCAGUUGGCCUGUUCCUCCCGUCUGGUCUAACCUUAUACUUCCUGCUCUCAUCUAUGAUGCACACGCUGCAAACAUACUUGAUGCAUCAGCAUUGGUUCCGCCGGCUGGUUGGGUUGCCGCCACUCGUCGCUCCAGAGCAGGCGGGCGGGAUGGCCUGGCAGGCGCCGCGCGUCGUCGACAUGAGCGCCCCCAGGGUCACACCAAUUCGGCCCCGGGCCGCGCCCGCUUCCGAAAGCAUCUUUGGGAGUCUCCAGUCUUCCAUUGCGAGCGCCAAGGAGAAGCUGAACGAACGCUCGGAUAGAGACGCGGUGGAGCGUGCCCACAAGGCGGCUCGCCAGUACGAGGAGAAGCGGGCUCUUGAGGAGAAGGAGAAGACCAUCAUGCGCCUUCAAAACCGUGGGAAGCGGGGGCAGUACUGACGAAGGAUGAUCAGUAAUACUCUCCCAUCCUAUUUAAACAACACGGCAUUACGGGGACGGCAUCCAUAUCUGAGUCAGCAGCGGGAAGGCUGUCCCCAUCCAUCUGUACAUUAAGCCACACGACCCCCGCCCCCGCGUUACUCUCAGUCAACAUCUAGCAACGACUCAGCCUUCACCUGCAAGGCGCAGAUCGCUUGGAUGGUGAGAUGCGGUGGCUUUGUGAGGUAAUCCCAUCCCAUAACUGAUCGGGACUCGAAUGAGGGGGUUGCUGAGCACGCCAUGCCGCCUGACGAUCGCAACGCCCACGCCGCAACCCUUCUCCGCCAAGCCGUCUUUGUCUGACAGGAUCGGAUUGGACAGCCUCCAGAUGAGAUUGCUGACGACGGCAGCGGGUUUGGUUUAGCUAUAUAAUCUUCGCUGUGUAUUUGUCCUGUACUUUCUCUCAAACCAAGACUUCAUUCACUCCCA